GAACAUGAGUUUCAUAUAAACCAAUCUGCCCUAAUUCAAGCCAUUGUCAUACAUCGCUUCUGCUUAUUUCCCAUCUGCUUAUGUUUAUUUCUGCUUUAUUUCUGGUUCUGCUUCAGUGCAUAUAGUCACAUUAUAGCUAACCAGCUUAAUCAUUUUUGUUUAAAAAGUGUACAAUUACAAUAUUAGUGUGUUUCACUUUGAUGAAAAUGGAACCGUGUGAAAAUAUCUACCAAAAUAGUAGUAAAAUAAACAGACCGAAUAGCUCAGCAUUUACCAGCACAUGUGUGGAUACAUACAAUCAAGAAGACAAUGGUAGGAUUCCACAGACUGCAUCUCAACAAUCAGACAGAUCAAAAGUCUACAAAGGAGCCAUUGUGUUGCUCUGUGCUAUUCUGCUGUCUUGUGUCAUAGGCCUGAGUGUCAAUAGAGCAGAGACAAACAAGUUACAGAUCGACUAUCACAGGUGUAUUGACGACAAAGCCAAUUUCAGUAGACAGUACAAAAAUCUGACUACAGAGCGAGAUCAUCUAGAGAAAAGUAAAAAAGCCCAAAUAAAAAAGAAUCAGUGGUUAGAAAAGCUAGUUUUAAAUGUUGGGUGCACGACAGGGUGGAGAAACUUUUCAAAUCAUCUUUAUUGUGCCUCUACUAAAGAACUGACCUGGAAUGAAAGCAGAGACAAUUGCAUGGAAAAGAGAGCAUAUCUUGUGAUCAUAAAUAACAUAGAGGAACAGGAGUAUGUGGCUAAUCUCAAAAUUAAUGCAUGGAUUGGCCUCACUGACAGUCAAACAGAGGGAGUGUGGAAAUGGGUGGACAACACUGAACCAAUCCACAAGUACUGGAUGGCAGGUGAGCCUAACAACAUUGAUGGAAAAGAAAACUGUGUGGAGAUACUAAGCAGCAUUUCAAGCCAACAAAACUGGAAUGACGUAGCAUGCGAUAUAAGAAAAUAUUAUAUCUGUGAAUAUGAAUAUUGAAUUGAUUUCUUGAUUAAUGAUAUCCUUUAUUUUAUUUUUUUAACUACACUUGUGACUAAAAAUAGAAUUAAUAAAAAAUAAAUCCCAAAAUUAGUAAAAAAUAAAGAAAUUGUGGUUUAUCCGAAGUUUUUUUUUUUACUAACAAAUCUGUUAUUCCUGCACUGUUUAAUUUGAUUUGUUGUUUAAUAAAAAAAAUUAUGUUUGCAGUCUGAAUGUACAUGAUCACCUUAACCUUUACCCAUUACAAUAGGUGGUUUUAAAUCUUUUGAACAACAAAGAUGCAUGAGAUUAUUAAUUGCAAUAUUCUAUACUGUGUUCAGCUUUAUAAUAUUCAUAAAUGAAUGGACUAGCAUGAGUCUUUCAUUCCCAUCCAAAUAAAUAAAUAUUCCUCACAUGAUACCUCAAACAGAAUUAUUUUAUUAUAAAGAGAGGGACUUUUAUUAUGAAAGGAGUUUGAUUUACCCGGAAAUAUAGCAGAACCGUUGCUCCCGUAACACUGCUUUAAGAUGGCUUUCAGAACUGGACAUGUUAUCAACUACCUUCUAAUCAUUUUGUUUGAAAACCGGUCUUAAUCGGAUAACGUGUAAAGCUUUGGAUUUAAAAGGGUCUGGCCACUGCAAGUGGCGUCCGAUCUCGGUGACACCUGCAGUUCCCCCUCCGACGUUUUGCACGGCGCUCGAUACCAGUGCUGUUAAGCUGGCUGUAGUGUUGAGUUUGUAAAUAUUAUCAGAUCUCCGAUCAGAUCAGACUCCAGCUAGAUCGGUGCUUCUGUUAAAAUGGCCACCAUGGAGAAGCUGAUGAAGGCGUUUGAGUCGCUCAAGUCCUUCCAGCAGCAGCAAGGCCCGCUGUCGGCCGAGGAGCUCGUCCAGAAACAG
This is a messenger RNA of Misgurnus anguillicaudatus (oriental weatherfish), 1849 nucleotides long. RefSeq names its product CD209 antigen-like protein C. The record is from RefSeq and is a predicted model, not a curated record. NCBI's taxonomy places the organism in Eukaryota, Metazoa, Chordata, Actinopteri, Cypriniformes, Cobitidae.